AUGUCACUCCCAUCAUGUUUUCUUCUCUUUCUCUUCCUCUUAGCCCCAUUAAUCUUGGCUCAAUCUCCACCUUCUCCUUCCUCUUCUGUUGCUUGCAAAGCCACACUAUAUCCAAAGCUAUGCCGUUCCAUUCUCUCAGCCAUUCGCUCCUCCCCUUCUGACCCUUAUGGCUAUGGCAAGUUCUCCAUAAAGCAAAGCCUCAAACAGGCACGUAAACUGGCCAAGGUGUUUGAGGACUUUCUCCAACGCCACCAAACAUCAUCUUCCCUUAACCAUGCAGAACUUGCAUCCCUGGUAGACUGCAGAGACCUCAACCAGCUAAACGUCGACUACUUAAUGUCCAUAUCCGAAGAGCUCAAAUCCGCAAGCUCCUCGGACUCUGAGCUGGUUGAGAAGAUCGAGACUUACCUCAGUGCUGUGGCCACCAACCACUACACGUGUUAUGAUGGGUUGGUGGUGACCAAAAGCAACAUUGCCAAUGCCCUUGCCGUGCCACUCAAGGAUGUUACCCAGUUGUACAGUGUCUCACUUGGGUUGGUCACUCAGGCUCUUGACAAGAACCUCAGAAGGAAUAAGACCCGCAAACAUGGCCUUCCCACCAAGGCCUUCAAGGUUCGGCAACCACUAGAGAAGCUCAUCAAGCUUCUUCGCACAAAGUAUAGUUGCACCAAGUUAUCAAAUUGUACUAGAAGUGGAAGGAAUCUUAAAGAAAGUGGAAGCCAAGGAAUUUUAUUAUACGAUUUUGUGAUUGUGAGUUCUUAUGCAAUAGACAACUACACUUCCAUUGGAGAGGCUAUUGCUGCUGCACCCAAUAACACAAAGCCUGAAGAUGGAUAUUUCCUUGUGUAUGUUAGGGAGGGAAUCUAUGAGGAAUAUGUAGUCAUUCCCAAAGAAAAGAAGAAUAUAUUGCUUGUUGGAGAUGGUAUUAACAAGACUAUCAUCACAGGGAACCAUAGUUUUAUAGAUGGUUGGACAACUUUCAAUUCUUCCACAUUUGCUGUUUCUGGAGAAAGAUUUAUAGCAGUGGAUGUUACAUUCAGAAACACAGCUGGACCUGUAAAACACCAAGCAGUAGCAGUGAGGAAUAAUGCUGAUCUCUCUACAUUCUACCGCUGCAGUUUUGAAGGAUAUCAAGACACUCUCUAUGUUCACUCUUUGAGGCAAUUCUACAGAGCAUGUGAAAUCUAUGGCACUGUGGACUUCAUCUUCGGCAACGCAGCCGUGGUCUUCCAAGACAGUAAGAUCUAUGCUAGAAAACCAUUACCAAACCAGAAGAAUGCUGUGACAGCACAAGGAAGAACUGAUCCUAAUCAGAACACUGGCAUUUCAAUCCAAAACUGCACCAUUGAUGCUGCACCAGACUUGGCUGCGGACUUGAAUUCAACGGAAAGUUACUUAGGUCGGCCAUGGAAGGUGUAUUCAAGGACUGUCUACCUGCAGUCAUAUAUUGGAAAUGUUAUUCAACCUUCAGGGUGGUUAGAGUGGAAUGGCACAGUUGGGUUAGACACCCUCUUUUAUGGUGAGUUCAACAACUAUGGACCUGGUUCUAACACUAGCAAUAGAGUACAAUGGCCAGGUUACUUUCUGUUGAAUGCUACUCAAGCUUGGAACUUCACAGUCCUGAACUUUACGUUGGGAAAUACUUGGCUUCCUGACACAGAUAUACCUUACACUGAAGGACUACUAAGAUAG
Sphenostylis stenocarpa is the source of this 1692-nucleotide messenger RNA. Lineage: Eukaryota; Viridiplantae; Streptophyta; Magnoliopsida; Fabales; Fabaceae. The record is from the annotation of a GenBank genome assembly.